This is a messenger RNA of Hydra vulgaris (swiftwater hydra), 807 nucleotides long. Lineage: Eukaryota; Metazoa; Cnidaria; Hydrozoa; Anthoathecata; Hydridae. The record is from RefSeq and is a predicted model, not a curated record.
AUGUUAGGACAUAAAUGCUAUUGGGCAAUUUGCAUGAAACAUACAAAUGAACUCAAGCUACGACAUUUACUUAUAUUCCUUGAUGGUCCGACAAGUAGCAAGGACGGAUUUACAGGAUAUGUUUACAAAAAUCUUAAAUGGAGAGGAUAUGCCUUUCUCAUCAAGUUUCCAAAACUUGAUGAGAAAGGCAUAAAAAACUUAUCUACUGAUGCUUAUAUCAGUUACAGAUAUGUAAAUGCUACCAAGUCAGGAAAACUUUCACUGGAUCUCGCAAAUCUAAAAUGUGGAUCACUGUCUCAUUCUCGCUCGCUAACUUUAGAAGUUUUUAGUUGCCCAAGCAAUCUGUUUGAGUAUGGAGACUAUUGUUACCUAUUUGCUAGUGGAAGUGCAACACAAAAUGGAUUAAGCUGGCAAAUGUCUCUUGUUGUAUGUAAGACAAUGCAAGGAAAUUUGUUAAACGUUGCAGAUCAAGCAGAAAAUUUAUUUAUUUUAAACCACCUCAGAAAUAUUAGCAUAAAUGACCUGCAUUUCUGGAUUGGUCUCAAUAACCUUCAAAGAACCUAUGUUUGGUCUGAUCAUAAAACUUCACUAUUUUAUAGUUGGAGCCAGGGUCAACCUGAUAAUUAUUCAAGUCUUGAGGUUUGCGUUGAUGUAACUUCUAAUGGUUGGAGUGAUGCUACUUGUGAUAACACUUAUGGAUAUAUUUGUAAAACAAAACAAGCCUGUGGUGGUACCUGUAAUGGUUAAUUCACAGCAUGUGUUGAUAAUGUAUGUCUAUGUUAUAGUAACUACACCUUGAUAAAUGGA